CACCUCCAGUACUCCACUCCUGGUCCUGGGGUUUCUUGCUUGGAAUUGGAAGGCGGCAGAAGCUCUCUUGGACUGGAUAGCAAUGGAGUUACCCAUUUCCAUGGGAGGCUCUGCUGCGGCAACCAGCCUCGUGAAUCUCAAGAUGGUGAAUCACAAACGCACCAGUGGGCUUGGACCUCAACUUCAGUUUUCGCAUGAUGUACCAUCCUCUGCUUGUCUGAUGAUAUUUAACAAAGAAUGUUCAAAACGAAUCAACUAUAAAGUUUGCAGAGCGCUUCAGGCAGUAUCUCCAGUACAAUGUGCAGAAAAUCCCAUGCAAGCACCGGUAGCCUUUAAAGAUUUUCAUGUUUCUGUGCUUACCGAAGAAGAUGGAGUGAUAGAGACACAGAUACGAGUAACUGUUAGCAGUAAAAUGACGGAUUCUGUCUUUGAGAAAGUCUUAUCAAAGCAUAUUGCCGCGGCACAACCACUUCCAGGAUUUCGGCGAUUGAAAGGAGGGAAAACUCCAAAUGUACCAAAAGAAGUCGCUCUGCACUUGAUUGGACCAUCAAAAGUGAAGAAAGCAGCCAUCAAGAAAAUCAUCAAUCGCGCAGUCGCUGAAUAUGUUGAAAAGGAGAACCUUGACGCGUCGAAGAACCUGAAGGUUCUGCAAAGCUACGAGGAGCUCGAGGCCACGUUCGAACCUGGAAAAGAGUUCUGCUUUGACGCGGCUGUCCAUCUAACAGGAAGCUGAAGCAGUGAAGGCCGUCUUACGACGCCAUUGGCGAGAUGACCACCGCAGGGUGGGGGACUCCUGGGCAGCUGCCCCCUUGACCAUUAAGCUCGCAGCUCUGCUAGCCUGCUGCAUACGGCCCUGUUGCUAUCUCUACUAGCUAAAUACCUGUGCGUUGGAACGGGGGCAACUCUCUUCAGUCGUUCAACAUAGGAAAUUUUGAUUGGGUUAAGUUUGAGAUAUGACGUGGGGAGGGAAUUUAUAAGCAAAGAUCAAGAAAAAUAUGAUGCGAUUGACAUUGUGUCUGUACAACUACGUGAGUUUUAUUUUAUUGUUUGCUUGCAAA
This is a messenger RNA of Triticum dicoccoides, 1058 nucleotides long. Its product is annotated as trigger factor-like. The coding region runs from base 83 to 733 and encodes 216 amino acids. The record is from RefSeq and is a predicted model, not a curated record. Gene Ontology annotation, molecular function: peptidyl-prolyl cis-trans isomerase activity; protein folding chaperone; ribosome binding. The transcript has 8 exons. NCBI's taxonomy places the organism in Eukaryota, Viridiplantae, Streptophyta, Magnoliopsida, Poales, Poaceae. Gene Ontology annotation, biological process: protein transport; protein unfolding; 'de novo' cotranslational protein folding.